This is a messenger RNA of Dermacentor silvarum, 6574 nucleotides long. Its product is annotated as transmembrane protein 241-like. NCBI's taxonomy places the organism in Eukaryota, Metazoa, Arthropoda, Arachnida, Ixodida, Ixodidae. The coding region runs from base 146 to 1141 and encodes 331 amino acids. The record is from RefSeq and is a predicted model, not a curated record. The transcript is spliced from 15 exons.
ACUUGUUUCGGAUUUCGAGCCAGCGUGCCAUUUGUUUGCGCGCAACAUGAUUCUCGCGCGCGUUCAUUUGUGACGCUUACUUGCUAAGUUCAAAUGUUGAAACGUGCAAUUAACGCUCCAAGCGAGCAGGAGACGGGAUGCACUUAUGCUGCGCCAGAGCACUACAGUCGUUGUUGCUUUCUACAUAGUCUUGUUUAGCUCGACGUUCAUCACGAACAAGUAUGUACUCACCGUAGAGAGGUUCGCCUAUCCAGCAAUUUUUCAGUGCUGGCAGGUCCUGGUGGCUGCUGUUGGCUUUGUUAUAGCUGCUAGCUGUUGCAAGUGGAAAUGGCACAUGCAAUGUCUGAUAUUGACUCUUCAGUACAUUUGGAAAACUAUACCUUAUUAUACACUGAGCAUAUAUGCUGGCUCUCGGGCUCUCACAAUCCUUCCUCUCUCCAUAUUUUUGGGCAUCCACAACUCAUUGCUACUUGUCCACUGUGGGUUGGAUCUUGACUUUGGGAAGCAGAGUAUUUUCUUCAGCACUAACCCGAAGGAUUUGGUAGCAUUUACUUCGGUGGCUGUGAGCAGUGUAAUGCUUGUUACCACUGUGCCAAGACUUGCUUUCACAGGAAAUCAAAUCAACUUUAUGCCUAAACUGGGCUUUGGUAGUGCAAUGUGGUGGAUGUUGCUUCAUAUCUGUUGUGCAGGUGUUAUCCUUUCCACUGAAAAGUCUUCAACUGUCUGCAUUAAGACUGAUGCGUUCAACAGACAGAUCAUAUAUGCCACAACAAGUUUUAUUUUACUGUUGCCUGCAAGUUACUUCUUGGGUGAUUUUCAUGCAGUCUUCCUAUACCCCUAUCUUACAUCUCCUGGGUUUUGUUGGUCAUUUGUUUCAAGUGCUGUUUUGGGAUCUUUGCUGUUAAUGCUCCACCCCACGAUUUCAUCUUUAGAAGUUUUCAACCUGAAUUAUAUUGGUCUUGCUAAGGUUAUUGUGUCGGCUAUCUCUCUAUUGUCAUUUGGAGUACCUGCAGUGCCACAAGAUUACCUGUUUUGGACAGUACUGUCACUUCUUGCUGGCAUGUUUGUCCCGAAAGCCGUGGCUUCAGAUGCUGACAGAUGUGUCCUCUCCAACAUUCGACAGUCAAUGCAACAUGUCUGAUUGGCAUGUUCAUGUGUUGUUACCUGCAUGUUCAUUUUGCACUCGGUACUUAGCAGAAACAUCCCUCUCGCAUACUGAAGGGCACUUUGCUUGUUGAAUUUCUUGGCUAUAAGCAUACUUGUUUCCUAAUAAUGUGCAGAAUUAGGCUAAAUAAUAGUUUUAAAAAAACAUUAAAUUUAUGAAAGUCAUUGCAGUUGUCGUAUUUAACUAAAUUAACAGGUUUUAGGCUCUAUGGUGUUAUAAUUACUUAAAACAUGUCUGAUGAAACUUCGAUAUGUUUCAGGGAACAGAUUUCACAAUGGUUAUGUUCAUUUAUCAAUUUUUUAAUUCCCCUCCAUUGGCUUGCACACUCCUGUGCUGGGACUAUCAGCGGGAUUAGCCACUCAGUGCAAUGUCUGAUGAGAAUAGAAUCAAAGAAUAAGCAUCGUUAGGAAAGACAGCCAUAAGCUAGCUCUCUGUUGCUGUUGCUCUGAUAUAUGUUAUGAGAAAAGCUGUCUGACGGCACAAUGUUUUGUGUAAGUAACAUUGUGCAAGAACGUACUUGGAGCAGCUCAUUUGUGAUUCUGAGUAGACAGCUAUUGUCAUUUUAUUUUUAACGUGCUGUAUAGAAUGAAUGCCAAGCAAGUGCAGUAGUUAGGUGUCUUGCAUUGUUAGUUUCUUAAAGGGACACUAAGAGAAAUAUUGAGUGAGACUACUUCAGCGGGUCACACUUCUCAAAUUGCAAAUAUAGACAUAUUUUACAGUGAGCAGCUUUGUUAAGACAGAAAGGAUGCAAAAAGCUCAAGAGUGCUGGUAACACCAUCCUGAAAUUUUUACACUUGCACCCCGUGACAUCAUAGAUUUUUGGCAGUAUCUGCUCAGAGCCCAGUUUAUCAAAAAAAAAAGUUGUGUUGCACUUGAAUGUAUGCUGGUUCGACUGCAUGGGCAACAUCAUUUGCGGACUCAUUUGCUGCACAGAAGGUUCCAGUUAUGCCACUUGCUUCAAAUGCAAUGCAUUAAUAGCAAGAUGGAUGUCUGUCACAUGCACACUAUCAACGACAAUUGAAACCAAGGACCAUUAAAACCUGUGAGCCUUAUUGGCUCCUUUGCGCAAGCUUGUAAAAGGGUGCCAGUGGGGCUUGCAGAUUUCAAUUUUUUUUUUUUCAGUUUGAAUGCUCUUUCAAAACUUGUGUGUGACCGGAAUAUUGUUUACUAAUAUUAAUUCAGUUCUCAGUUCAUUAUUUUUGGGCACAUGUUGCAAUUGCAGAAUUGAAGCUGGUCAGCGCUCGAAGCAUGUCCACUUUGUAGGAAGUGUGAGGUCAGCACUACUUUCAAGACAUUUGUCCUCAGACUGUGAGAAAGUAGUUCACUGUUCCAGCUAGUGCUGUCCCACAUUGUUUUUUGUGAAACUAUUAACUGGAACACCAAUGCUGCAACACCAUCCCCCAAUCCCCACAGAUUUGGGGAUGGAGACUUUGAAACUUGUGCUAUUCUCAGGAUUCCUAUUAAGUGUACACACAUGCAUUGAUCACAGAUUCAAUUCUGCAUUUGCAGCCUGUGUCCUAAAGUUACAAGUUACUUAUCAGAUCUUGGCUAGUUAAGUGAUAGUACCACAAAUUCACUGUUGUCUGCUACUGCUAGUAAUUUGUUGCCACAAAAAGACUUACUCAUAUGCACUACACAGUUGUACAUUAUAUUGCUCUUCUCAUUUGAAACAUGUGGUAUUGUGUUGUGAAAUGUGUGAUGUCACACAUGGUGCUGUCUUUUGGGCGUGAAAUUCUAAAAGGAACUUUGGUCUCAGGACCGAUUUCCAACAGAUUUGGAAAUAGAGUUUAUGAACUGUCUGCCAGUUUAUAUUUAUAUAAUGUUUCUCUUUUGUGUCGCUUUAAGUACGUUUGGAAAUCUUAAGUGCUUCAAACUGACGUCUGUCUAUAUUUUGCUGACAUCACCUAGUUAAGCCUUUCAUCACUGCUUCUUGUGUUACUGCUUAUCUUGCUUCUGCUUGUAAGGGGGUUUUCUAAAGCAAGAACUUUGCGUUGUGGUUUUGUAUCUGUGCUAGUGUUGGUGCUGUUAGGGGUGCCUUUUAAGGAGCCGUUAGGUUGGCUGUUGAAGUCAUUUUAAUUUGUGCAUUCAAAUGUUAGUGAAUCGCACGGUGAUAUUCCAUUUUUCCUGGUGUCUCAAGCCAUGUAAGACCUAUCGGAAGGUUUUUAAGGUGCAAGACUUUUCAGAAGGUUUUUAAGGACUUUUUUUUAUUGUUCCUUUUAUUAGUGGCAUAGAAUGUUUUGCUGCUCCUGUAGCUUGCUUUUGUGUGUUUACCCAUGGUGCUGUGAUUUCCUCUAUGACAUCACAAGGACCCUUGGGAGGAGGGAAAUACACACUCUAGAUAGAGAUGGAAAAGGGGCUCAUUUUGGAUCCCAACUCUCAGAAGAGGUGGACAUUACUUGCACUACAGCUUGCAAAGUCCAGAUAGCUAAAUUAAAGGAUUCAUUAAUAACUUCUUAAUUAUUCACUUAAGGACGCAUGUUGAAAUUAAAAAAUUGAUGCCAAGUAGAGAAGCCAUGUCUGCUUUGCAGAAAUUGUAAGACUAGCACCACUUUUGAAAUAUCCAUCCCAGAAUCUGCUAAACACUGCGUUGAUAUUCUAGUCAAGAUCGUCCCACACUGCUUGAAGGACGCUUUUGGGAAACUGUGAACUGGAAUACCAGUGGUCUUUCAUAGCACAUUUUAAAGAUGGAUAACUCGAAAGUGGUACUUAUCUUAAGAUUUCUGUUUAGCAGACAUGGGCCACUAUCUUGUACGCAUUCAAAAAGCCGACGUUCAGUUUCGUCUCACGCAAUUGCCCCUGGCCACGGCGAUAUCGUGGCCUAGGCUAAUCUAGGCGAAUUGCGUGAGGCAAAACCGAAUGUCGGCUUUUCGAACGUGUACAAGAUAGCGGCUAACUUAGCAGCUUGACUUCACUACUGCUCUGCUAUUGCUACAUUUGCCCUAGAGUAAAUAUAAUUAAAAAGUAUCUGCUUGGACUAUCUAUUGAGACUACUGAAUGCUACUGCUUUUGCUAAUUGUAUUUAAUGGGCAGUUCUAUUCUGUACUUAAAGGAACUGUCUACUGUCUGGAAUGUGUCACGAGGUUACGGUGCUGAAGGUCUUGUUCUAAACACACACAUAUAUAUAUAUUGUUUAAGCUCUUAAAUAAGGAAUUAUAGGCCGGGAUAAUGUAGCGAUUCUAUUCCAAGCCUUUUCCUUUUCGCAUUUUGUCAGUUGCCCGAGCAGCGCUUUGCCUACUUUACCACCAUGAUCGGUGAGUGGUGCAUGAUAAAGGUAUAAAAUAAAGCGAAAAUUUUUUACAAUAUACCAGUCAUAUUUUGGAUUUGACACAAUCACGAAAGGAUUACACAAAUCGACACACAGUGAUAAAAUGCUUGAACGAGAUAAUUUCUCCCACAUGAGAUUAAUAUCUAUGCCUUAGCCGCUGCCUUUACCAAAAGUUGAUUCUUUGCUGCACUGGGGCUUUUCCCCCUCCUGAAAUGGUGCAGCUAUCUGGGAUGCAUUUGAAUGCCGACGAAAAAGAAAGGGGAAAAAAAAAGUGUUUGAAUACAGAUUUUUUGUUUUGCAGAGGCCCGCCCCAAUUUGCAGAUCUCCCUUAUGUUUUUAUACCGCAUAGUUAAACGCUUACAUCGAGUUUCUGUCCUUCAUGUGCAUUUUCGCACUUGCUCUGAAGUUAGUGUUUUGACAUCCAUAAUGAAAGGGGCUUGCAAAUUUAAACAUCAUGUUAAUAAUUUUUAUGUACUCCAGAGAAGCCACUAUGAGUAUAGACACAUAAAAUGAAGAUUUCAAUUGCACGAUGAAAGCAGCGUACCUUAAAUAUAGGUGGACGAUCCAUUUAAGUUAAUCUCUGCCUUGAAGAAAUACAGCUAUGUGAAGCAGUUAGCACUUUUUGAACCUUUGAGUAUUUCUGCAGUGCCACUUUAAAUCAUUGAUAACUCCUCCCCUUCCCUUUCAUUUUUUUCUUCAUUUUUCUUAGCACAUGACUCUGCUUUGUGAGAUCAUUCCCUCAUGAAUAUACAUUGCAUAUUGUGCUUUUGCGUUUGUUUAAUUUUAUGUGCUACAACAGCUUUUAAUAAGUUUGAGCUUGACUGCUGCCAUCCGUGAGUAGUAUAUUGAUAUCGUUGCAACAACUGCAGUAUCACUUGUUUCAAAUAUUUUGAGCUGCCUUUUAAUGACUAUGGUAGUAUAUGCCUCCCGGUAUCUCUAAAAUGGUGACAAAUUACCACAGUGAGUGAAAGGAACUGGGUGAAAGUGUCCUUGUCUUUCGCUCAUGCUGUUAAUUUAUCACCUUGAGUUAGCAACUAGCUGAAACUCAAACUUUAUCUCAUAAAAUAUUGAGGUGAUCACAGGCCAUGUGAGACAAAGGUGUCGCCACUUGAGAUACCAGAUACAAAUUUACGGGAGCAUGUGGUGCCACCAGCUAUGAUGAGUGCCAUUGCCUACUGCCUAAUCUCCCUCUGGAAGCAUUAAAACGUCGUCUGAGGUCAGUGUGGCAAUUCGCCACAGAGACUGACCUCAUGCCAAGUUGCAGCUACUUUUUGAGGUCAGGCUCUCAUAAAGUGUAUUGUAACUCACUCAAAUCCUUUUUUCUUUUGUGUACAUAUACACCUGCGGCCUUCUGAAGCAUUUUAAGCACUGGUAUGCAUUGAGGCUGCAUACAUGUGAAGACACUGUGUACAGUGUGAAUCUAGAAUUGAAAAAGUGUGUUGACCAGUGUCUCGACCAGUGUGCUGAUUUUUUUAUUGUGCGUUGCUACAUUGCUACAUUGCAUUAAUGUCGACAUUCAACGUGAGAUGGGUUCUGCCGGAAUUUUUUAUUAUGCAUAAUGUGAGAAGAACAAGUGCUUUUGUAAGUGUACCUUUAAAGCUCUAAUGCAAUUUUUUUCUUUAUUGCAGUUCAGGUAUAUACUGUGCUAUAUUGUGUUCACAUAUCCUGUUGCUAUUGCGCUGGAAGCUUUUCGUUACAUAUUCAUCUGUUGAGGUUUUCUUACAUGUCAAUGGUGAUUUUUUAACGGCUUUAAUGCCUUUUUUUUUUUUUCUGGCUGUUUAGUUGUUCCAUGUUUAUAGGCUUCAAAGCAUUCUACGUAGUCGUUCAGUGUUUGUGUUGUUGCAACCUAAAUAAUUUGUGCCACUAAGGCCCAAUGUGAUAAGCUCAAAAUAAGUUGUCAAAUCUACUGUGUCGCCAAGGUACUUUUCCAAUGCUUAAAGGGACCAGGGAAAGCUUUUUCUGUUCCCAUUUUCAUGCACUGGGAUUUUUAGUGCCUCUGGAAGCUUGUGAUCAUUUUGUGAAACCUGUGUACCUCGGCUAACUAUUACAUGCUUUGUGAAGCUGGUGUACAGCUAGUGCCAUUUUGUUAUUGAGAACUCUUUGUACCCGUGUGCUACAAAUAAAUAUGUUCAGUUUUUAUGAUG